Messenger RNA from Quercus lobata, 1152 nucleotides. Its product is annotated as NAD(P)-linked oxidoreductase superfamily protein. Lineage: Eukaryota; Viridiplantae; Streptophyta; Magnoliopsida; Fagales; Fagaceae. The record is from RefSeq and is a predicted model, not a curated record.
AUGCCGAGUCCUCAACGGAAUGUGGCAGACCAGUGGGGGAUGGGCCGAAUCGAUCGAGACGAUGCCGUUGAGGCUAUGCUUCGCUACGCCGACUCCGGCCUCUCCACCUUCGACAUGGCCGAUCACUAUGGGCCUGCAGAAGAUCUUUAUGGUAUCUUCAUCAAUAGAGUUCGUCGAGAGCGCCCACCCGAAUUCUUGGAGAAGAUAAGAGGUCUUACUAAAUGGGUGCCUCCACCUGUUAAGAUGACAAGUAGCUAUGUCCGGGAGAGUAUUAAUGUUUCUCGGAAGAGAAUGGAUGUGGCUUCCUUGGAUAUGCUUCAGUUUCAUUGGUGGGAUUACUCAAAUACUGGUUACCUUGAUGCACUAAAACACCUUACAGAUCUGAAAGAAGAAGGUAAAAUCAAGACUGUUGCCUUAACAAAUUUCGAUACAGAAAGAUUGCAAAUAAUCCUAGAAAACAAGAUUCCCAUUGUGAGCAAUCAGGUGCAACAUUCAAUUGUUGAUAUGCGUCCUCAACAGAAAAUGGCGGAGCUUUGUCAGCUUACAGGAGUCAAACUUAUAACGUAUGGAACAGUAAUGGGUGGUUUGUUAUCUGAGAAGUUCCUUGACACCAACUUGUCCAUUCCUUUUGCUGGCCCUUCAUUAAACACACCCUCCCUCCAAAAGUAUAAAAGGAUGGUUGAUGCCUGGGGAGGAUGGAGCCAGUUCCAAGUACUGCUUCAAACACUUAAAAAAGUAGCUUCUAAACAUGGGGUCUCAAUCCCAACUGUUGCCGUGAAAUAUAUACUAGAUCAGCCAGCAGUGGCGGGAUCGAUGAUAGGUGUUAGACUUGGGCUGUCAGACCAUAUUCAGGAGUCAAAUGCUGUCUUUUCUCUCGUUCUUGACAAUGAUGAUGUAAACAGCAUACAAGAAAUCUCGAAAAAAGGGAAAGAUCUUCUUAGAGUGAUUGGUGAUUGUGGAGAUGAAUAUAGGCGUUGAGACUUAGAAUCGCUUGUCCUCGUGAGCUUUUUUUUUUCUUAAGAAAUGAUCCUACAAAUACUUGAACCCCCUUCUACCUUUUCCGUUUGGCUCUCAAAAAUAAUAAUAAUAAUAAUAACAGUAUAAUGUAUGAGCUUCGAAGUUAUUGAGUAGAACAUGGGCGUAUAAAGAGUA